UGUGGCUGACCCAUGUGCUCCGUUUGCAGAGAACUUCCGCGUCCUGUGCACUGGUGAGAAGGGCUUCGGCUACAAGGGCUCCAGCUUCCACCGUGUCAUCCCAGACUUCAUGUGCCAGGGCGGGGAUUUCACAAACCACAAUGGAACCGGAGGCAAAUCCAUCUACGGGAACAAAUUUGCGGAUGAGAACUUCACUCUGAAGCACACCGGCCCCGGAAUUCUCUCCAUGGCCAAUGCAGGGCCGAACACCAACGGCUCCCAGUUCUUCAUCUGCACAGCUAAAACUACCUGGCUGGACGGGAAGCACGUGGUGUUCGGCCAGGUGGUGGAUGGCAUGGAUGUGGUGAAGACGGUGGAGAAGUAUGGCUCCCAGGGCGGGAAGACCUCCAUGAAGGUCACCAUCGCAAACUGCGGCCAGCUCUGAGUCUCCUGCC
Messenger RNA from Lepisosteus oculatus (spotted gar), 434 nucleotides. The record is from RefSeq and is a predicted model, not a curated record. NCBI's taxonomy places the organism in Eukaryota, Metazoa, Chordata, Actinopteri, Semionotiformes, Lepisosteidae.